UAGAUUAUAGAUUUACAAGUACCUAAUUGUUAUUUGUUUUCUUCAUUCUCCAAACUACAAGUUCAUCACUUCAUCAGACCAUCAGUCGAAAGCCGAAUACAUUAAUAUUUUAAACGAGUUUAAGCCAGCUGUUUGUUAAUAAUGGCUUACUUAGUUCCUAAUUUAUGUAGAUGCAUCUGUACUCGUAACCGAGCGGUGCAUAUUGUGCAAAUUGCGUCAUAUCAUGCUAAUGUUAUUGAUCACUAUGAAAAUCCUCGCAAUGUGGGCUCCAUGGAUAAAAAAGACAAAAAUGUUGGGACUGGGUUAGUUGGAGCUCCAGCUUGCGGCGAUGUUAUGAAGUUACAAAUAAAGGUUGAUGAGAAUGGAAAAAUUAUUGAUGCAAAAUUUAAGACUUUUGGUUGCGGAUCGGCCAUAGCGUCUAGUUCUCUUGCGACUGAAUGGGUUAAAGGCAAAACAGUUGAUGAGGCACUUAAAUUGAAAAACACUGAUAUUGCAAAGGAGUUGUCACUGCCCCCAGUCAAGCUUCAUUGUUCUAUGCUUGCUGAGGAUGCCAUUAAGGCUGCUCUUUCAGAUUAUAGAAUCAAGCAAAAUGGAGCAAAUGAGAAAUAAAUAAUAUAGACCAAAGGAUGUAAUGGAACAGAUCUGUGAUUGGCUCAAUAGUCGCGAAGGAUAUAGAAUUGGUAGUAUUAGAUAAUAUUAUAUUUCAUCACUUUUCUUUAAUUACUUAGCUAUAUAUUAUCUCAGGUUGUAGAAAUAUGUUUAUUCUAAAAUUGUAGCACAUUAAGAUUGUGAAUUGUUGUUAAAUAUCUUUCUUUUAAAUAGAAUACAAUAUGGUAUCAUAAUAA
Messenger RNA from Leptidea sinapis, 845 nucleotides. It is a transcript of the gene IscU, whose product is annotated as iron-sulfur cluster assembly enzyme ISCU, mitochondrial. Gene Ontology annotation, molecular function: ferrous iron binding; 2 iron, 2 sulfur cluster binding. The record is from RefSeq and is a predicted model, not a curated record. Gene Ontology annotation, cellular component: cytoplasm; mitochondrial matrix. The transcript is spliced from 3 exons. Bases 142 to 609 code for a protein of 155 amino acids. Gene Ontology annotation, biological process: intracellular iron ion homeostasis; iron-sulfur cluster assembly. Lineage: Eukaryota; Metazoa; Arthropoda; Insecta; Lepidoptera; Pieridae.